Molecule: messenger RNA, 2132 nt
Organism: Toxorhynchites rutilus septentrionalis
Lineage: Eukaryota; Metazoa; Arthropoda; Insecta; Diptera; Culicidae
Product: MAM and LDL-receptor class A domain-containing protein 2-like
Exons: 4
Coding region: 79-2100 (673 amino acids)
Cellular component (GO): membrane
Source: RefSeq, a predicted model, not a curated record
CAGUUCUCUUUCUAGCACGCGUUCGGUCAGUCUCGUUUCGAUCUGUAGUCUAAACAGUUAAACAACGCUUGUUCUUCAAUGAUUUUCCGUUUAUCAAGAAUCUCGAUCUUGGCGCUGGCGCUUUGGCUGCUGGGAAUUUCCUACACCGCCGGGCAAUCAUAUCGAGUAACCCAUCUCCGUCCGGGACGACCACUGAAGCCACUGGUGCUGAAGAGUAGCCCUGAAUGUUCCGUGCCGUACUUUCCCAAUGGGAUCACCAAACUACGACAGCGUAGUAGGAUGAUCCGGUUCACGUGCGCCAGUGGAUUCACGCUUGUCGGUAAUACGUACUCAAUGUGUGAGAAAGGACGCUGGGAUACACAGAUACCGAUCUGCAUCAGAUCCGGAUGUACAGAAUUAGCGGCGAUUGAGAAUGGUCAAAUUUCCUACGAACAUGGACAAGCCGCUGCGAUGUUGUUUUGCAGUACCGGUUAUCAGGUGGCGGGAUCGACCAAAGCAUAUUGUAACGGAACACACUGGGAUCGUCCUUUAGGUAGCUGCAGGAGGACGGGAAUUGCGGUGCAAACCGUUUGCGAUUUUGAAGUAGAUGAUCACUGUGGAUGGAUGAACGAAGCGACGCAUGAUUUCGAUUGGAAGAGGAGCGAUGGAGUAGUGUCGCCCAAAGCGCUUAAAACGGGUCCAAAGCAUGAUCAUACGACGAUGGUUCCUCGUGCGGGACACUUCAUGAUGGUGGAUUCUGUUGAGCAGUUUACGAAUGAAACUGCCCGUUUUAUGUCUCCGAUAUACCCGGCCAAUUAUAGCUCGAAGGCAUGCUUUUUAUUCUACUAUCACAUGUUUGGUGAUUCCGUGGGAACUCUAUCCGUACAUGUGAGAGCAUCAUCAAAAUUAUUAGACGAACUGAACAAGGAUACCGCAAGUCUAGUGCUGAGCGGCAAUCAUCGUAAUGUUUGGAACGAAGGGUAUUUCGAUCUGCAGGAACUGUCGGAAGAUUUUCAAAUCGUGAUCGAAGCUACUUUGGGAAUGAAAUACAAAAGUGAUAUAGCUAUCGAUGAUGUCAGCUUGUUGAGUGGAGACGAUUGUCGUUACAAAUCAACGGAAGAUGACGCAGUGGAAGUAUCGUCUAUAGUACCGGAAGAAGAACCUCAAGAGGAGCCGAGUGUCGACGACGUUUUCAAAAUAGACUCGUGUGAGAAUCGUUGUGGAAAGAAUAUCACUUUGCCGCCCCAAGUUGACCAAAAGAAUUGGAUUCACUGUGAUUGUAUUGAGGGAUGCGUUGAUUCCAAAACAUGUUGUCCAGACUACGUAGAAUUGUGUGUUUUCGUCGACCAAAAUCCUAAUUUUCUGAGCACAAGCACUACGACAUCUACCGCGAAGUCAACGCAAAUGCAGAGUACAACUUCUACACUUUCAACAGUGACUAAUACAUCAACAACUAUUCCAACUUCAACGACCGCCAAAACAACGAAGCCGACUGUAGCGUUAACUUCCUCGUCCACGACAGCAAUCAUUCCUACUUCCAAAAGUGCUCCCACAGUUUCAACGCCAUCUUCCCUUAAUCCAACAAAUAAAACUACCUUCCCUUACAACCUCAGACCGCGAAAUACAACAGUGAAGCCAGUGUUCGUUCCGAUGCUGCGGACUAGAAGAACCACAACCUCAACUACAACUGUCGACGAAGCUGUGCUUCAUGAUGAAACCACAGAAUCUUCGGUGGCGAUAAAAAUGUACGACAAGUGGAGCGAAUGGGACGAGGACUGGGCGGUUGAAGCGAAGCCAAAUUUAUCACGAAUCUUCCUUUUCACUGCCAUUGGCGCUAUGUCCGUCGGAUGCACUGUGCUGUUGAUUGUGUUGCACAUCCGUAGGAAUACAGGCACGAGCGUUCUGAACCGGUUGAAGCAACAAUCGAUGAAGAAGAAAUCGGGAAGCGCGGAAGGGUUUGAUGACGUUAGGUUUUUAGCGGCGGAUGAACACUUGGAUUUCAGCAUACCGGAUGAUGGUGAAGAAGCUGUUGAAGGCAGCGGAGAUAACGAUGCAGAAAAGAAUACGGAGAACAAAGUGGCUAGGAAAGCGAAAAGUAAACUCUGCAUAUCGCAAUUAUAAUAAUUUUCCAAUAAAGUUGCACAAACUGCAUA